This is a messenger RNA of Dendronephthya gigantea, 3073 nucleotides long. Its product is annotated as putative ankyrin repeat protein RF_0381. The transcript is spliced from 3 exons. The record is from RefSeq and is a predicted model, not a curated record. Gene Ontology annotation, biological process: protein phosphorylation. The coding region runs from base 1 to 1908 and encodes 635 amino acids. NCBI's taxonomy places the organism in Eukaryota, Metazoa, Cnidaria, Anthozoa, Malacalcyonacea, Nephtheidae. Gene Ontology annotation, molecular function: protein binding; protein kinase activity; ATP binding.
AUGGUAAAAUAUCUUGUUGAACAUGGCGCUAAUAUAAAUGGAGAGGGUAUUUAUGGACGGACAGUGCUGCACGCUGCUGUUAGUGGAAGUACGCUAGAAAUGGUAAAAUAUCUGGUUGAACAUGGCGCUAAUAUAAAUGGAGAGGGUAUUUGUGGAUGGACAGUGCUGCACGCUGCUGUUAGUGAAAGUACGCUAGAAAUGGGCGCUGAUGUAAAUGGAAAGGAUUUUCAUGAACGGACAGUGCUGCACGCUGCUGUUAGCGAAAGUACGCUAGAAAUGGUAAAAUAUCUAGUUGAACAUGGCGCUAAUAUAAAUGGAGAGUGUAUUUAUGAACGGACAGUGCUGCACGCUGCUGUUAGAGAAAGUACGCUAGAAAUGGUAAAAUAUCUUGUUGAGCAUGGCGCUGAUGUAAAUCGCAAGGAUUCUAACGGGUUGACUGUGCUGCACGCUGCUGUUAGCGAAAGUACGCUAGAAAUGGUAAAAUAUCUUGUUGAACAUAGCGCUGAUGUAAAUGGAGAGGGUAUUUAUGAACGGACAGUGCUGCAGGCUGCUUUUAGUGAAAGUAGGCUAGAAAUGGUAAAAUAUCUCGCUGAACAUGGCGCUGAUGUAAAUGGAGAGGAUAUUUAUGGACGGACAGUGCUGCAGGCUGCUGUUAGUGAAAGUACGCUAGAAAUGGUAAAAUAUCUUGUUGAACAUGGCGCUGAUGUAAAUGGCAAAACUUCUCACGGGCGAACAGUCUUGCAAACUGCUGUCAGUGUCGGUGCAUUGGAAAUUGUCAAGUAUUUAGUUGAACAAGGUGCUGUUAUAACUCUUGGCACUAAGAUCCUGAAGAUGGCUGUUCUGAAGAAUUCAGUUGCUUUGGUCAAACUUUUGUUGGAAAAGAACAUCGCUGUGUGGAGAGCUGGAACAUUUCUUGUUGAAGGAAAGCAAAUGAGUCUUCUUGAAUGGAGUAUUCACCUUGGUCAAGAUGAAAUUACAACUAUCCUCAAAAGGUCCGUAAAUCAUCGUGAGAAGAUUCAGAUGUUGAAAACAAUGAAUUGCAACCAGUUAGAAGAGGUUGAAACACCAAUGCAGGCUUUUGUCGCAAAGAAUGAAUUCAAAAUUGGCGGUGGUGGUUUUUCUUGUGUCUAUGUCGGUCUCGUGAAGGAUGGAAGUGAAGUUGCUGUCAAGAGAAUUUUGUUACAAAGUGAAGAUACAACAGUCGAGAACGAAAAGGAAAUCAUGAGUCUUAUUGAAGCAAACAAUUCUCCAUUCAUAGUGAACUAUCGACAUUUUCACCGUGACGAUGACUUCAUGUAUCUUAUUGUUGAUCUUUGCGAAGAAAACUUGAGGGAACUUGUUCAAGCAUGCAGUAUUGAACAUCUACAAGAGCAUGGUCCACGAAUGAUUAGGGAAAUUCUAUCAGGACUUGAAUUUCUUCAUGGUAAAGGAAUAUUACACAGAGAUCUAAAACCAUCAAACGUCCUGGUUGAUAUCGAAGGUCGCAUGAAAUUGGCAGAUUUUGGAAUAAGCCGCGUUCUAAAUGACGAUGACACGACAGUUGAAACAUUUGCUAAAGGUACUCCUGGAUGGAUGCCACCGGAAGUAAUUGAAGCAAUAGACAAAGGGGAAAAGGGUCCUUUUAAAAGGAAAUCAGAUGUUCAGGUCGCGGGUAUGAUUGCUUUCUUCAUCUUAACUAAAGGUGAACAUCCUUUUGGAUCAAAGAUAAAUUGGAUGCAAAAUAUUUUGGAGGGAAACUCUGUCAAUUUGGAGAAACUUGGUGACAGCGAAGCUCGUAGGUUUGUGUCGUGGCUGAUUAAUCACCAGAUUAAUGAUAGACCUUACGCUCACGAAGCAUUGGGGGAUUCUUUCUUCAUAGAUCCAAUGGGAUCGUUACAGUUUUUGAUAGACUUUCACAAGAAAGGUUAAUUCGUCUUAUCGUUGGUAAACGUCGGAUCGUACGUCAAGAUAAAUUAUCUGCGAAGUUUGUUUGAAUUGAUGGAUCCUUCCAAGCCCAAGUUUGUCCAGGCGGAUUAUCAAUCUCUACGAUGAAUCAGGUUAUUUUUACAACUUUAAAACUUUUACAACUCGGUUCCUGCCGUAGACCUAUAGUUAGUUCUUAUAAACUGGAUAGCAAUGAGAUACACGUAUAAAGUCUUUUAGACACAAUUACUAGAUUUAUGACUUUUUAAAAUUUUUUAUCUGUAUAAUUAUUCUGAUAAUCAAAACUCGGGGCUUAUAUAAAAAGCCUUCAUAACCAUAAGACCCCGUUUACACUAGAACGAAAGUUUCCGGAUUCAUCACGAAAGCGGAAUGUUUUAGUACCGGAUUCAUGUUGCUGUUUACACACGCAGCAACGAAUCCGAUAGAAAAUGUACUCGGUUUUAAGCCGUAUCCGGAAACUUUGAAUCCGUAAAAGUUUGUGGAAACUUCGUAUCCAGAAACAUUUGAAUCCGGAAAAUUUUCUUGUGUAAACGCUUUGCACGACGAAUCCGAAGAAAUUCAAACGUGACGACCAAACAAUUCUCCAAGAACAAGUAAUGUGAGUGUAAACGGACAAAUCCGCAUAGAGACAACUAAAGUGUAGUGUAAACACCUGACGAAUCCGAUACAUGUGUGUAACAAUGAAUCCGGAAAAAUUUACAAAUCCGGAAACUUUCGUUCUAGUGUAAACGGGGUCUAAGUCUCUGAAUAAUCUCUAGCCUUACAAAAAUUCGACAGAACUAGUUGAACUAUAUAUGCCACGUUAGAGCAACGCAGGUUCUGACGCCGCCCAAACUCGUCUUUUGCAGGACAAACUAUAUCUAUUUAUAUACAAACCAGCAAUAGCGUAAAGAAGGGAGAAGGGGUGGUACUCACCCUGGGACACGGGCAAGGCUCAGGGUUGGUCCAGGCCGGAUAAACAACGUUCACAUCUAAGUCAAAGUACGUGGUGUAAACGCGGCUAUAGACAUAAAUUAUAGGAUUACCACAUUAAUAACGUUUGUCUUAAAUUUAGACAUUACCUUGUUCUUUCGAGAAUAUUUUCAUUUUUUUUGGAUAAAGCUUUCAGCGUUGGAUUAGGGUCUUGACUUCACGACGGUGUAACCAUUAU